ACUUCCGGCGUCAUGUUUCUAUGCGAACUUCAAGUUUAUCCCGAGAUGAAAAAUACGGGGGAUAUUGUUAUCUAACUUUUUGUGUGAUUGUGUUACCUCUAUUCACCAGCUGAUAGCUAAUGAGGUGAUAAACCUAAACAUGUCUUCAAAUUCCAGAAAUCCAAAGGACAUCAGAUCCGUUGUGGAAGACAGUGAUAAGGACAUGUCUGAUAUGCAGAACAAUCUGUCCAAGCUGAAGGGUCUAUCGGCUGAUGAUAAGACAGAGAAAGCCAUGCUUCGUUCUCGUAUUGAUGAACAGUCUCAGCUGAUCAUGAUUCUGAAACAGCGAGCAGACGAAGUAGCUAACAAAACUAAAUCAGUGGACAGAAUCAAUGAGGAGCUGAUCGGCUUCAGAGAUUCAGCUAAAGACAUGUUAGAUGGUGAGACAAGAAAAUAUAACAUUCUCAACGCAAGGUUUGAUGACCUAGCUUCCAAUCAUCAAGAAAUGAUUAAGAUUAAAGACGAAUAUAAACGAGCAAAUAGAGACCUACGAGAGGAGAAUUCUCGUUUAAGAGAUGAAAAUGCUCGUAUAUUUUCUGGUGCUAUAGCUGAGAAGGAGGAACAGAUAAGUGAACUGGAGAAAAAACUUGGAAAUCUCAAGGACCAGUGCAGCACUCUGGAGCAUCGUAACAGACACAAUGCUCAAGAGUUCCGUAUGAAGGAGGAAGCUUUACAGGGAGACAUUAGGGCACUACAGGACCAAUACAAGAAGGAUAUGAAGUCUUUACAAGCCAAACUACAGGAGGCAGAGGAGAGGUUAAAAAGUGCUAAUUACAAGCUACAAACACAGACAGACUCUAAGAAAAGCAUGGAUGCAGAGACUCAGCUGAAGAUUCAGCAGCUGACCAAGGAGAAAGACGAGCUACUGGAUCUAGCCAUGCAGCGAGGCAAAAUUGUACAUAAAGAGCAGACAGAGAAUAAGAAAUUACAACAGAGGAUUGGUGAAAUGGAAAAGGCUGUGAGGAACAUGGAGGAAAAGUUUGAGCGAGAGGCAGCAGCUGUGAACUCUAACCUCCAGGUCAGGCGACUCCGAGACGAUCUAGAAGAUUCGUCCGUCAGAAACAAGGAAAUACAGAGUGAAUUUAAUGCAUAUAAGAAACACACGAAUGCCUUGUUGCAGAGAGAGCGUGACAUCAACGAGAAGUUACGCAACAUGGUGGGGUGAUAAAUCAUCCAGAGAAAGACUAUUAAUCCCUGCAUAAAAUUAUACCAAAAUAUUCCUGGUUUAUGGUUUGAACCUGUGGAGUGUUACCUAAUCAUCUAGGAAGGUCAUGCUGUCAUGAAAAGAUUGUUCAGUCAUUUGAGACAUUUUUUAAAUGAUAAGAAUAAUUUUGAUUUUGUCUUGCAUAAAUGUUUUGUUUCUCUAAAGUAAGUUCAAUCAACUAAUUUGGGAUAAACGAAUAUUGAAUUUUAUAGAACAAAGUGAAACUCUGAAGUAUAAUGAUGUAUGUGACUGUGUAUACAAUUGACCUGACUAGUUUUAAGAUGACUGAAAAUUUCAAAUCAUAGACUUGAAUGGUAACCUGAAGGGAAGGGGGUACAUAAUAUAUAUAAUUCACAGAAAAUGGAUAAGUGGCCUAAAGGUUAUCAAGGGAGAGU
This is a messenger RNA of Pecten maximus, 1638 nucleotides long. Its product is annotated as coiled-coil domain-containing protein 89-like. The coding region runs from base 140 to 1204 and encodes 354 amino acids. The transcript has 7 exons. The record is from RefSeq and is a predicted model, not a curated record. NCBI's taxonomy places the organism in Eukaryota, Metazoa, Mollusca, Bivalvia, Pectinida, Pectinidae.